This is a messenger RNA of Centruroides sculpturatus (bark scorpion), 2175 nucleotides long. Its product is annotated as peptidase M20 domain-containing protein 2-like. The coding region runs from base 136 to 1362 and encodes 408 amino acids. NCBI's taxonomy places the organism in Eukaryota, Metazoa, Arthropoda, Arachnida, Scorpiones, Buthidae. The record is from RefSeq and is a predicted model, not a curated record. Gene Ontology annotation, molecular function: dipeptidase activity. The transcript is spliced from 6 exons.
GGGUGGACGUCCCGAUCGGUUUUCUUCCAGUUGAUUUAAGAAGGAAAAAACACUAAGGAGCAAUGUUCAAGGUUUCGUGCGUGGUAUAAAUUCUUAUCGAAUACACCGGGCGAUAGUUAACGGGAGGGACGAAGAAUGACGAUGGACGCGUACGCCGCAUCCAUGGCGAAAAUAGACGAGGAACUUUCCUCCCCCUCGGUCGAAGAAAAGAAAUAUUAUCGAUUGAGCAGAAAAUUAUGGGAAAAUCCGGAAUUGAAAUUCCAAGAGAAAUUCGCUCACGACUUUCUCAGCCAGUUUUUGGAAGACAACGGCUUUCGCGUAACCAGAAAUUACAUAUUACCCACGGGGUUUAAAGCCGAAUACGCAUCUAACAACGGUGCGGAAGUGACGUUGGCAGUUAUAUGCGAAUACGACGCUCUUCCGGGUCUGGGACACGCCUGUGGUCACAAUUUAAUAGCCGAAGCGGGAGUUGCGGCGGGAAUCGGGGUCAAGGACGCUCUACGAGCCGACCCUUCUCUUCCGGGAAAAAUAAUAGUGUUGGGAACUCCGGCCGAAGAAGGAGGAAACGGAAAAGUGGAAAUGAUAAGAAAAGGAGCGUUGGACGGGGUGGACGCGGCCAUGAUGGUUCAUCCUAGCAACUCCGAUUACCUGCUUCCUCCUUUUAUAGGAAACGUCAAAGGGAGUGCCAAGUUUUUCGGUAAGGCCGCUCACGCUUCCGGAUUUCCCUGGGAAGGAGUCAACGCCCUGGACGCUGCCGUCAUCGCCUACAACAGUUUGGCCUGUCUGAGACAACACAUCAAAUCCACUUCCAGAAUAAACGCGGUGAUCACCCAAGGUGGAAGCGCUCCCAACGUGAUUCCCGACGAAAGCCAAGUCGAGUUCUACGUCAGAGCGGCCAAGUGGAAAGAAUUGGAAGAACUGAGCGUAAAAGUCCGCAAGUGUUUCGAUUCGGCUGCCCAAUGCACGGGAUGUCGCCUGGUUUAUAAAUUGGUAGAAAACCACGGACCCAACAAUCUGAUAUCCAACGGCAAAAUGGCGGAGAUAUACCAGAGACACGCCACGCGAUUCGGCGUGAAAUUCAACGACGGAGAUUCCCGAGUGGUUCCUUUCGUGGCUUCCACCGACUUCGGCAGCGUUUCGCACGUAGUCCCCAGCAUCCACCCCAAUUACUCCAUAGGGACGUCGGCGCCCAAUCACUCCUCGGAGUUUGCGCAAGCGGCGGGAUCGUGGCAGGCCCAAACACCCACUCUGAUCGCCGCCAAGUCCUUAGCCCUGACGGCCGUCCAACUGAUGAAACGAGCCGAAUUGCUGCCCGAAAUUAAAACUCGAUUUAAGAACGAUCUGAAGGAAGACGACAAAUGACGUAAAUAAACAGAAUAUCCCUCUGAGUAGUGUCUUUCUGCUUCGGCUACAGCGCGUUAAUGGUCCGCGAAGAAAAUAAUUUACGUAAUUCUGCGGAGGGGAAGGAAUAUUAAAGGCAAAUUUGGAAAAUCCUUUCAUAAACUACAAAAAAUGGCGCAAUAAACAAUUGAUUGGUCGUUACGUCGCGGAAAUGGAAACUCCAAUCGUAUCCCCACGCAACAGUUGGUCCAUUAAAUGUAAACGAGGAAAAUGGUAAUUUAUAGCACGUGGGUCUGCCAUUGUAUCCGAGUGGAAGGGGUCUUUGCGGGUUAUAGAGCAAUGAAUAACGAUUAUUAACGAUUGUCAUCCGAAUUAGCAUUUAAAUAGAGUCGAGUUAAUCGCUUCGUUUCGUCUAGAAAUUGCAGAAUUGGGCUAAAAGUCCGCAGAAAUCGUAUUUACGCUUGGUGACCACCGUUCCAGUCCCUUAGUCGGGUCCGAAAAGCGCAAAAAGUUGGAAGGUUUAUAAGAGCGCAUUUAUUUCUUUUUAGCCAGAUAAUUGCGUGCAAACGUAUUGGGACGUCAGAUAAUGAGCCAUUGUUAUAGUCUCGUCCCAAUGAAUAUUUAGAUUUCCUUCGUUUAUCGUAACACGAGGAGGGAGAGAAACGGGAAUUCUUUUUAUCGUACGUCAACAUUAAUUUCCGUUACCACCAAAUCGCUUUGUCGUCCGAAGGCGCAUCCGAUAAACAAAUUUCAGUUCUCCACCCCUUUAUUUAUAAGUGUCGCGUAGGAAAAUGGGAAGGAUCUAGCCAGGAAUAAAUUGGUGUAUUUUCCACU